AUGGCCGCAUUUGAGUUCCUCUCUCUUCCCAGCGAGAUUCGCAUUGAAAUCUACCACCUCGCAUUUGGUCACGGCAAGGUUAUCCUCGAAGCCAAGACCGAAGACGACAGUGGAUGUCUCAUUCCGAAGGACAGCAAGGCACGAAGUCCUGCUCAGCGAUCGUCGCAAUUUCUGCGCGUCAGCCGAGCCAUCCUCGACGAGGCGCGACCGAUCCUGUAUGCCAACACGACGUUCCAUGUCCUGGCUGGUGGCUUUGCCGGGAAAUUGCCGUUGAAGCUCACCGACGGGCACGUAUUCGCGCCGUAUGUCAAGAAUCUGAUAUGGCAGAUGGACUGCGACAUGCUGAAACACCACUAUCCCGAAGAUGUGCGUUUGGACACGGCUCAGAUCGCACAGUGGAAUAGUUUCGAGCUGCGAUGUCGAGCGGAGUCGUGGAGAGACUCGUUCCUUGGCGAAUGGUGCGAUCGCGAGGCCUUUGUCGCUGGGCGCGAGCAAGUCAUCAACUAUGCCAGAAUAUUUGCGCUUGCUAUGCGUGACCCCAGCUGCUUGGAGUUGGACAUGGUGGAAGAUCGAUCACAACUCGGACGUGGUCGAGUCAUUGUGAAGCUCAGUCGAGCACGAGCAAACGUGAAGCCGGAUUCUCGUCAGACGGCAGACCAUUUGCCCAUCUUCAAAGGCGUGUGA
This is a messenger RNA of Exophiala bonariae, 684 nucleotides long. RefSeq lists its product as uncharacterized. Lineage: Eukaryota; Fungi; Ascomycota; Eurotiomycetes; Chaetothyriales; Herpotrichiellaceae. The coding region runs from base 1 to 684 and encodes 227 amino acids. The record is from RefSeq and is a predicted model, not a curated record. The transcript has a single exon.